UUUAUUUUCAACUCAGCCCCCCUCCACCGCCAUCGCAUUUUAAUCCCCAUAUUCAUCGUCGUCGACCAAGGAGAGAGAAAGUUGCUUCUUUCGGCAAAUUGGUGUUCCCAGGGUUUGUUGCGGAGAGAGAAGAGAAAGCAGGAAAGCAUCGGUUGCUGAAGCUUUUGAGAUGGGGAAGAACGAGAAGACAGGGCUGGGGAGGGCUCUGGUGAGGCAGCACAACCAGCUGAUCCAGCAGUCCAAGGAGAAGGGCAGCAGCUACAGGGCCCAGCAAAAGAAGGUUCUGGAAUCGUUCACGGAGGUCAGCGACAUCGAAGCCGUCAUCGAGCAGGCUGAGGAGGCCGACCGCGCCUUCUCCCUCGACCACCCCGUCCCCAACCUCCUCAUCAGCCUGGAUGCAAAAACUAGCACCAGUGACAUGACGCCCGAGCAAAGGAGAGAGCAACAGAAGAUAGAGGAGAUGCUGCAUGCCACCAGUCUCCGAGUUCCACGGAGGCCACCAUGGAAUGCCAGAAUGUCUGUGGAGGAGCUUGACACAAAUGAAAGAAAAUCUUUCUUAGCAUGGCGCCGAAGCCUUGCAAGACUUGAGGAGAAUGAGAAGCUUGUUCUUACUCCUUUUGAGAAGAAUCUGGAUAUCUGGAGACAGUUGUGGCGGGUGCUCGAACGCAGUGAUCUGCUUGUAAUGGUUGUUGAUGCUCGAGACCCACUGUUCUACCGCUGUCUUGAUCUGGAGGCAUAUGCACGAGAGAUUGAUGAGCACAAACGGACAUUGCUUCUUGUUAAUAAGGCAGAUCUCUUACCAUUUUCUGUCAGGGAGAAAUGGGCUGAAUACUUUCGCCUUAAUGAGAUUCUCUUCGUGUUCUGGUCAGCUAAAGCUGCUUCUGCUGCUCUUGAAGGGAAAUGGUUUAGUGAUGAGCAGAAGAUGGAUAAUCCUGAUACAAAAAUAUAUGGAAGGGAUGAGCUUUUGGCCCGUUUACAGUGGGAAGCAGAAGAGAUAGUGACGAGGAGGGGGAAAUCGGGCUCAUCUAAUGUUCAGUCUCCUGGUGGAAAUGCUGCAGAAAGUUCUGCAUCAAAGAAUGUAGUUGUGGGAUUUGUUGGCUAUCCUAAUGUGGGGAAGAGCUCAACAAUUAAUGCUUUGGUGGGCCAGAAGCGGACUGGCGUCACCUCUACUCCAGGGAAGACUAAGCAUUUCCAAACAUUGAUUAUGUCUGAUGAGCUGACCCUAUGUGACUGCCCCGGAUUAGUGUUUCCAUCCUUCUCAAGCUCGAGAUAUGAAAUGAUUGCUUCUGGGGUGUUGCCUAUUGAUCGGAUGACUGAGCACAGGGAGGCUGUGCAGAUAGUAGCCGAUCGAGUUCCUAGGCAUGUCAUUGAGGAUGUGUACAACAUCAAGCUGCCAAAACCAAAGCCAUAUGAGCCACAGACCCGACCCCCUCUGGCAUCUGAACUAUUAAGAACUUAUUGUGCCUCUCGUGGGUAUGUUGCCUCUAGUGGACUGCCUGAUGAAACUAGAGCUGCCCGCCAGAUUUUGAAGGAUUACAUUGAUGGGAAGUUGCGCCACUAUGAAAUGCCCCCCGGAAUCUCCGAUGAGGAAGUUGGUUCAGAAAAUGGUGUAGAACCGAGCUCGUUUGAAGAACAUGAUUCAGAUUCAUCUGAUGUUGAAAACACUGAAGAUGUUCAAAGUGAAGAUGCACCUAUUCUUGAGCAUGUGCUGGAUGAUCUCAAUUCUUUUGAUAUGGCUAAUGGCCUUGCUUCCAAAAGGGUGACAGUUAAGAAGCCUAAGGCACCUCAUAAACAACACAAGAAGCCUCAGAGGAAAAAGGAUCGCUCGUGGAGGGUUGGAAAUGAUGAUGGUGAUGGAAUGCCAGUAGUAAGAGUCUAUCAGAAGCCAAUGAAUACAGGUCCUGUAAAAGUUGGGUGAGAAUCGUUUUUGUUUUUUGUACUGUUUGUCUAUUUGUAACAGCAAUUUCUAGCCUGCAUAUGGUAAUGCAUAUAUGGACUAUUUCAUCUUGGGAAGGAAAAUAUCAGUUAUGACUUCAUAGAUGCAUUAUACCUCAAAAAUUA
Messenger RNA from Corylus avellana, 2061 nucleotides. Its product is annotated as GTPase LSG1-2. Gene Ontology annotation, molecular function: GTP binding; GTPase activity. Gene Ontology annotation, cellular component: cytosol. The record is from RefSeq and is a predicted model, not a curated record. NCBI's taxonomy places the organism in Eukaryota, Viridiplantae, Streptophyta, Magnoliopsida, Fagales, Betulaceae.